AAGUUACACCAUUCACUGCGUUCGGCAGUCCCAUCCUCGCCCCCAAAAAGCUUCAGACUGAUGUUCGGUGUGGAACACAUCUCAAACCAAUCGAACAAUCUCCUGAUAAGCCAUCUUCAGUCACAGCAGAGAAAGUGGGCGUCAGCCAUCCGUGUCAUUUGCUGUAGCCACGGCUCUCUCUGACUUCAAAUUGCACGGGAACGACUGUAAGACUGUAAUCGGAUGAUUCAGUGAGGGCGGUGCCAAGCAGGACAUAGCCUUGACAAUCUAAAGUCGGUUGACGAGUAACAUUUACGUUAGUUAGCUUAGUAAAGCCGGUUCGCUAGUUUACAGGUUAACCUGAGAUAAUUAAUCUGUCUCCGGCUGAGUCGCGGCUUUUACUGCAUCUACCGACAUACCUACGUCAGGCACGCUUUUGACUACAUGCCCCACAGCACAAAUAUCUAUCAUAAAUUCUAAAAGGAAAAAGAAGCACCUUAAAAUGGAGACCGAGAUACAUGUGCCCGUCGGCUCGCCCAUAAUCAGAAAAUUCCCCAUUUUUGUGGACGAACAUAAUGUCACAGAUGGCGCGAUGAAACUCAUGAAAGAGCUCCGACCGGCAUGGGACAUCAACCUUGUCAAAACCAAGUUCUUCACUGAUGGAACCACCAACAAGCUGGUGGGCUGCUACGUGGAGGAGGCGCCGGAGGACGUGGUGCUGGUGCGGGUGUACGGCAACAAGACGGAGCUGAUCGUGGACCGGGACAACGAGCUGCGCAGCUUCCAGGUGCUGCACGCCAACGGCUGCGCGCCGCGCCUGUACUGCACCUUCCAGAACGGCAUCUGCUACGAGUUCAUGCAGGGCGACGCCCUGGGGCCCCUGGACGUCAGGGACCCCGGGCUGCUCAGGCUGAUCGCCGAGGAGAUGGCCCGCAUCCACGCCAUCCACGCUCACAACGGCUGCAUUCCCAAGCCCAACCUGUGGAUCAAAAUGAGGAAGUACUUCAGCCUGGUGGCCACAGAGUUCACCGACCAGGCCUCUAACACUAGAAUUCAACAGGAAGUUCCGAGCCAGGAAGUGUUAGAACAGGAAAUGGCCUGGAUGAAGGAGCACCUGUCGCAGCUGGGCUCUCCGGUGGUGCUUUGUCACAACGAUCUGCUGUGCAAGAACAUCAUCCAUAACAUUAAAGAAGGUCACGUGAGGUUCAUAGACUACGAGUACUCCAGCUACAACUACCAGGCCUUCGACAUCGGGAACCACUUCAACGAGUUCGCAGGCAUGAGCGAGCUGGACUACAGCCUGCUCCCCAGCAGGGAGAUGCAGCUGGACUGGCUCCUCAUUUACCUGCAGGCCUACAAGCGCUUCACCAAGAAGGGCGGGGACGUGAGCUGGCACGAGCUGGAGACGCUCUACGUGCAGGUCAACAAGUUCGCCCUGGCGUCCCAUUUCUUCUGGGGUUUCUGGGCUCUCAUUCAAGCAAAGUAUUCUUCCAUCGACUUUGACUUCCUCGGGUAUGCGGUGCUGCGCUUCGACCAGUACUUCAAAACCAAGCCGGCUGUCGAGGCCAUGAAGAUACCGGAGUGAAGGGCCCGGAACACCGCUCGGGAGUCUGGCUCCAUCGCUGACUCUGUGACCCUGAGAGCAGAAGCACUUUUCAGAUGGGGAAGGCAGA
Anguilla anguilla (European eel) is the source of this 1652-nucleotide messenger RNA. RefSeq names its product ethanolamine kinase 2 (gene etnk2). The transcript is spliced from 8 exons. Gene Ontology annotation, biological process: phosphatidylethanolamine biosynthetic process. Lineage: Eukaryota; Metazoa; Chordata; Actinopteri; Anguilliformes; Anguillidae. Gene Ontology annotation, molecular function: ethanolamine kinase activity. The record is from RefSeq and is a predicted model, not a curated record. Gene Ontology annotation, cellular component: cytoplasm. Bases 482 to 1564 code for a protein of 360 amino acids.